AUGAUGAAAUCUGGGGAGGAAGUUAGUCAGGGUCAGCAAAUGGACGGUUUUGUGAAGGAGAAAGCUGCUGGGGAAUCGAGCGAUGGCCGGAAGAUCAAGACGAGCCUUUCUAUCAAUCUGAAUUCCUUGCCUACAAUGGCCCCUGCUCCUGUGGAGAUUGUUGUCUUGCACGGUGCAAUGGAGUCAGGCGCCAACGAUGCUGAGUCCAGUGGCACUGAUAAGAAGAAGCUCCCGAAGAAUGAGGAAGUUGAUGAAGGCAAAAUUCAGGCACAUGCAGACAUGAAGAGCGACUCGGUUGACCCUUUGAACAACGAGAACCAUGCUGGGGAGAAGGAUGCUUUGGUAAGUGUGCUAGAAAAUGAGGGGUGUGCGGAUAGUGGCGAUAAUUAUAAGGGAGUUCAAGUUCUCAGCGUUGUCAAAAAGGAUGAGCCUGAGGAAAUUGUUGAUUAUAUUAAUCGUGUAACAGUUGCGGAAUAUGGAGAGGAGAAGGGUGCCGCCGGUUCUACUUCUGCAAUUACUGCGGUGCGAGCACCUAGCUCCCGGUCAUCUUGUUACCAUGGCGUGAUCAGGCAUAGGUGGAGUGGGAAGUAUGAAGCUCAUUUGUGGGAUAGUACUUGCAGAGUAGAAGGACGGAGAAGGAAAGGAAAACAAGUAUUUUGA
Messenger RNA from Hordeum vulgare subsp. vulgare (domesticated barley), 660 nucleotides. RefSeq lists its product as uncharacterized. The coding region runs from base 1 to 660 and encodes 219 amino acids. NCBI's taxonomy places the organism in Eukaryota, Viridiplantae, Streptophyta, Magnoliopsida, Poales, Poaceae. The transcript is spliced from 3 exons. The record is from RefSeq and is a predicted model, not a curated record.